This is a messenger RNA of Fraxinus pennsylvanica, 381 nucleotides long. NCBI's taxonomy places the organism in Eukaryota, Viridiplantae, Streptophyta, Magnoliopsida, Lamiales, Oleaceae. The record is from the annotation of a GenBank genome assembly.
AUGUUGUCUGUGAUUGCAAUUGUUGGGAAAAAAAAGUACUAUGGUGUUAUGAAUGUGCAAGGUGUAGUAAUUGGUAUGUGUAUGCUGUUGGAGUCAUGGAGUCAUUUGGUUGUGCAGGUUGAACUGACCACCACAACACUCACGAGGCAGGUUGUAGUUGGUGGUGUUGUGUAUGCUAUUGGAGUCAUGGAGAUGCUUCUGGUGUUGUAUGAGGUUUCUGCACUUAAAGCUGGUCUCAGAAAAGUAAAGAUCCUUACAGAGUACGUGUCUACUCGAAGAGCUAAAAAAGCUUGCCUUGAGGAAGAGGGUAGCGAGGGGAGGGGCUCAGCUAAGAGUGACGGGAAGGGAAGGGAGAAGAAAUUGGGUUCCAUUACUGUUUAA